Molecule: messenger RNA, 605 nt
Organism: Neltuma alba
Lineage: Eukaryota; Viridiplantae; Streptophyta; Magnoliopsida; Fabales; Fabaceae
Exons: 3
Coding region: 186-605 (139 amino acids)
Source: RefSeq, a predicted model, not a curated record
CCACUCUCUGUCUUGUUCGUUGUAUUUUAUUCCUUGCCCGAGAGGCACGACCCAUGUGGCACUCACCAAUCCCGGAGACGAAGACGUUGUGCCCACGGAAUCCCGGAAGCUUUUGGUUCAAGGCUUCUUCUUCUUCUUCUGAUGCUGUUUUUACUCAGUCACACAGCAAAGCUUGAGGAACAACUAUGGCGACGAAGCUCACCACUUGCUUUCUUUGCUGCAAUUUAAGUCACCUCAGCUGUAAUCACUCUAACGCAGUUCGCUUUUCCUUGCCGUCGCAUCGGUUUCUCACUGCUUCCUGUAGAAUGCGACAGCGUAAUCUCAGUUCCCAGCACAAAAAGCAACAGAACAAGAAAGCUUCUCAUGAACCCCCUCCCACUGAGGGAGAUCUCCAUCCAAGUGAAGAUGAGGACUCUGAGCUUAGAAAGGUUUCUUUGGAUGGCAUACCAAAUUUGAACAAGGAUAUCCUAGACGCUAACACUGAUAUGGCUAGUGACAGCAGAGAUCAUGUCCAGUAUAUUGAUGUGGAGAAUUUGAAUAAUCCUGCUGUACUAGCUGAACCAGCACCUUUGGGCAUAAUUGAUGGGGCAGAGUGCUAUGUUUAA